Tuber melanosporum (Perigord truffle) is the source of this 2527-nucleotide messenger RNA. RefSeq lists its product as uncharacterized. The record is from RefSeq and is a predicted model, not a curated record. The transcript is spliced from 3 exons. Lineage: Eukaryota; Fungi; Ascomycota; Pezizomycetes; Pezizales; Tuberaceae. Bases 1610 to 2392 code for a protein of 260 amino acids.
UGGGAUCAUGAGAUGGAGAGACGGCGCAAGUAGCAGGGGGCUUAAGUUCCCGGGUACAAGAGAUGAGUUAUCCUCGAUGAUUUCCACUGGACCACCCUUCUGUGCUCGAGGGUCAAAUUACCAUAAAGUCACCAUGUCUACAGCCCCCCUUCCUUUUUCUUUUUCCUUUUCUUUUCCUCCUCCAUUUCAAUGCCUCACGGGUUCUCAAGCGGAGUGACAGACAAGAGUUCAUAUUGCUUUUCCUAAUGAUAUCAUCCACAGAACUGCCGCCAAGAAACAUCACACCUUUUUUUUUUCCCCCUUCCCAACAGGCCAACCGCAUGAAUUAUGGUGUAAGUAUAACUUUACGGCAGCCGCCUUAUUUACAAUACGGUAGCAUUAAUCGGACCGCGACCGCUUAAUGCGCCAAUGAAAUUGGUAUAUCGAGCUGAGCUGGACUGAAUUGGUCGUUAAUGCUUUCAGUCGCCGGGACGAGUACUCGAGCUCCGUACUCGAGUACUUCCUAUUUAUCCGACACACGACUGACUCGACACGACAGAGCGGUUGCUGCAGAAGGGCAAGCAGGAAGAGAGAAAAAUGCGUGACAUACGAGCACUUCCGGUCACUGUUGAAACCCGUGACAUAAGGUUCCGCUAACAGCACUGGUGGCUUCGACGGUAACUCCAUACGAGUAUGGAUACUCUACAGUGCUAUUGAGUCCAAACCGAUUGCGUCACCAGCCACUCUACUCGAGUACUCGUACAUAGUACUACAAAAAAAGCAAAGCAAAGCAAUUCUCACGAAUCCAGACCUUAUACUCGAGUACUAGAAUAAUCCAAUCCACCUUCACUUCGCUUGCCGAAUAAUUACAAAUUAACCCAAACAGGAAGUACUCGGCUUCUUUCUGAGCACUGCAUUGCAGUAUUUGUAACACGUUGACAUGGGUGAGUAAUUCACUUGCUAGGCCGUUUACCUGGCGAAUGUCAGCACGCGGUGAGGGUUAAUUAGGUCACAAUAGUACUCGCGGGCUACGCUUACGUUAUCACGCUAUUGCUGUGUUCGGGGGGGGAAUUCCAAAUACUUCAUGAUUCGGCAUGGAUUUGUCGUGUGGCGGCAUAUGCGUGAUGGGUGGACGGGCUUUCUCUUGUUCCAUGUUUGAGGUGUUUGCCUGUGAUCGAUCGGUUAGCAGGGGAGGGCGGACUUUGGUGUGGUGUGAUUAAUAUCAUAGCGUACGGAGUUGGGAACUUGGAAGGAAGAAGUGUAUAAAUAAGAGGGAGAGGUAAGGAGAGAGAGGUAGGUAGGGUGGACCUCUGUCAACUGUUUAUCCAUUUAUGAUAUCAAAUCCUGUUAAAUUCCAGUCUUGAGGUUGAUAACUCGCUCGGUGGUAGGAUAUUGGGGUACAAAUCUAACUACCAUAACCUACGGUACCGCUCGCUUCAAUUCGGUUGUCACGCUAUAAUACCGAUAGUCGAAGCUUAACUUAUUGAGUUACGUCAUUUUCCUUCCUUCCACACGUUAUCAUAUCAUACCAUAUAAAUCUCCUCGCCCACCAUUCCCCCCCCUCCCCCAAACAAUCAACCAAUCCAUCACCAUACAAAUCCAUCUUCUUCAGCGAGACUCCUUCUCCCCAAUGGCGAAAACAUUCCCGGAAUCAUCAAUGGUCAUCCGCGCCAUCUCUCCCAACAUCACCACUUUGUCCGUUCCCUUCCUCCGUUUCAACAAAGCGAAGUUUGGCGGCAGGGCUACCAUCGUAAAACUCCCAACCGGGGGCCUAGCCGUCUUCUCCCCCGUCGGCCUAACCAACGAUGCAAAAUCUGCCGUCGAAAACAUGGGCGGAAGGGUCAGCUACCUGAUCGCCUCGGACAUAGAGCACCACAUGAACCUGGGACCCUGGAAGCAAGAGUACGCCUCGGCGACCGUGAUCGGGCCCGAGGGGCUCUACGAGAAGCGCAAAGCGCAAGGGAACGAGGAUGUUCCCAUAGACAUCACUUACACGAAGGAGAAUAAGCACUCUUUGAAGCUACCAGAUGAACUGGGGAGUGUGUUCGAUGUGGAGUAUUUCGACGGCCAUCAGAAUAAAGAACUGGUCUUCAACUACAAGCCCGAGAGAACAAUGAUCCAAGCGGACCUGGUAUUUAAUCUCCCUUGUUACGAGCAGUUCUCCAAAUCCGGCAUGGAUGCCACGAGCGGAAUCUGGACUAAAAUUGCCCACCACUUUUUGAAUAUUCACGGUAAGGGGCAACAGAGGUUUCAUUGGUAUGUCUCCCCUGCGAACAAGCCUAGCUUUGCCGAGUCGGCGAAGGUGGUUGCAGGGUGGGAGUUUGAUCGCAUCAUCCCGUGUCAUGGGGAGGUUAUCGAGAAUGGGGGGAAUGAUGUUUUCAGGAGGAUCUUUGCCUGGAAUUUGAAGGUCUGAGUCGGUUGGGCUCACCCGGAGGAUUUCCUUUCUUUCCCCCUUUCCCUCUCCUCUUUCCUUAGCAUAACUGUUUUCGUCAUGGGGCUGGUUGCUGGUUUGGGGGUGUAUUUUAGUUUUAAUACGGUACUUGCAGUC